AUGGCCGCCAUCUUGUGUCCGUGGAUGAGUAAAAUGUACUGUACAGAUAUCGGGGCAGCUUUGAACCAGACUUCGCCAGGAUGGUGCAAGUAUCGCGAGGCGGCAAGAGUUAUCUACCCUCUCUGUUGUGCCAGGUCUACCGGUGCAGUUCAUGGAAUGUGGUCAGCAUGGAAGAACCCAGCGACAUUUCCGGAUUGUUCCGUGACGUGCGGAGACGGAACGAUUAUUUACGAUCAGACACGAAGCUGUGACAACCCGCCACCUAGCUCAGGGGGGAAAUAUUGUCGAGGGCCGUCUUACAGAACUUGGACAGAGUCGUGUCACCGCCCUGACUGUCCAGUUUUACCAGUCGAUGGCGGUUGGUCAAAGUGGGGUCCACUGGAGAUAUUAAUUGACUGCAGUGUUACGUGUGGUUCCGGCGAGCGGACCUAUCAGUUAACAAGGGACUGCAACAACCCCGCACCGAGUAAUGGCGGGAAAGACUGCGUGGGGACGCCAAAAAUAGCAGUAUAUCAACGGUGUCUGAAACCUAGAUGUCCUACAGGUGUAGUAAAUGGAGGGUGGUCUGGAUGGAUCACACCUGUCCCGUUACCUACGUGUCCCGUCACGUGUGGGGUUGGUUACAUCCCUGUCACCCAGACACGUCAAUGCACCAACCCCCCACCCUGCAACGGCGGCCUGUACUGCCAGGGACCCUCUCAGAAGAGCGUGCACAUUCCGUGCGUCCUGCAGAACUGUACUAACCAGCUAGUUUGGUCAGCGUGGCAGGACCCUGUUCCACUCCCAACCUGUCCUGUGACGUGUGGAACGGGAACUAUAACAUACACACGGACACGACAGUGUAACAACCCUCCACCCAGCAACGGGGGAAACAACUGUCUGGGAUCGUCAUUACAAGCUGCAUCACAGUUCUGUAACACUCAGAGCUGUCCAGUUCACGGUGGAUGGUCAGCGUGGCAGGACCCUGUUCCACUCCCAGCCUGUCCUGUGACGUGUGGAACGGGAACUAUAACAUACACACGGACACGACAGUGUAACAACCCUCCACCCAGCAACGGGGGAAACAACUGUCAGGGAUCGUCAUUACAAGCUGCAUCACAGUUCUGUAACACUCAGAGCUGUUCAGUUGACGGCGCCUGGUCAGCGUGGGGAAGUCCUGUGAUGUCAUCAUGCAGCGUCACGUGUGGAGGAGGGACUCAAACUGUGACUCGGACUCGCACUUGCACGGAUCCAGCGCCAAAGUCUGGUGGUUUGAAUUGCGUUGGAGAUUUUCAAAAUGUCACCAUUGUAGCCUGCAAUACCCACGACUGUUCGAUUAGCUGUGGUGAAUCAGUUCUAGGAAUCCUACCCACGGCUAGAAUUAUCGGCGGUGAGACGGCCACGGCGUGUGAGUUUCCAUGGGUAGCGGCUGUUAUACGUGACAACAUCCUCAUCUGCGGGGGCGUGCUGGUCGACGAAACACACGUGGUCACUGCAGCGCACUGUUUACAACAAAUGGGAUCAUACUCUGUACAGGUGGGGAAACAUUACUUCGACGAUACACAGAACACUCAGUAUCUUCAGGAAAUCUCGGCAAAAACAGUGCUCCACGAAAAGUUUGGUAUAGGAGGUCCACUGUUGAACGACAUUGGUGUGUUAACGUUAAGCACCCCAGCCGUGUACGGAGACUGCGUUAGGCCGAUAUGCGUAGCCAACAGCACACGAAAACUCAACUACAGUCUUCCUGGAAUCGUCAUAGGCUGGGGAGUCACACAAACCAACAUACGGAAGCCCAGUAGCGAGUUGCGGAAGGUGUCUUUGACUAUGUACGACAGCGAACCUUGCAGGACGUUGUUCAACGAACCCACCAGCAUCGUCAGCGACGGCGUCAUGUGUGCUUCAAACGGGCAGCUGGGAGGAAAAGACGCAUGCUCGGGUGACUCUGGCGGACCAAUAAUGGCGGUUGUAGACAACAGAUACUGGUUGUUCGGUCUCGUGUCCACCGGAAGAGAGUGCGCCUUGGAGGGGGAGACGGGAUUCUAUACGAAGAUAGAAGCCUAUUACGAUUGGCUUACCAGUCACACUCAGUUACAAUAAACACUGUUCAAGAAUGUUCAUAUGAUAAAAAGACAUGCACGAUA
Molecule: messenger RNA, 2120 nt
Organism: Gigantopelta aegis
Lineage: Eukaryota; Metazoa; Mollusca; Gastropoda; Neomphalida; Peltospiridae
Product: coadhesin-like
Exons: 13
Coding region: 1-2076 (691 amino acids)
Biological process (GO): proteolysis
Molecular function (GO): serine-type endopeptidase activity
Source: RefSeq, a predicted model, not a curated record